Molecule: messenger RNA, 1108 nt
Organism: Marchantia polymorpha subsp. ruderalis
Lineage: Eukaryota; Viridiplantae; Streptophyta; Marchantiopsida; Marchantiales; Marchantiaceae
Source: the annotation of a GenBank genome assembly
UGACACAAACAGUGAGAUGGGUCGGCGAGGGAGGGGAGGUAGAGAACGAAAGUGCAGUGCGUGAUUGCUGGUGAAUCUGGACAGGGAUGCAUUAUGUUGAAACCCGGCGUGCUGUAGCAUCAUCAACUCUCAGGUUUGAUCGAGCGGAUGGGGAUGGAGAGUCGCCCAUCGCUGUCAGGCACAUUCUUUUAGAUGUGCACGUCGUGCAUAGGUUUUUGCUCUGAACCGGAAUUGAGUUUCAUGCAUUAGGCUGCGGAGUCGGAUCGUUGAGGUUUUGUGCAGGCAGGCAUCUGCAGUCCGACGGAGGUAUCUGACUCACAGCCCUUCAUGGGGUCGUCUCGUGCGAGCUCGGGCUCCUUCUGGAUCCUGUCACUUUUCCUGGCGGUGUUGAUGCUUUCCCCUCUCUGCCUCGCCAAGUAUGAGAGACCUGCAAUAUCGGACCGAGAUUUAAAUAGGAGGAAAGAAGCUUGCUACGUCGACAUCGACAAUGGAUUGUGGGGUAGAGGAUGCCGUUCUUCUCAAAUCGCCAAAGAGAACUGCGCUUUGCGAUGUGUAUCAGGUGGCUGCUAUAACACAGUCUAUGGAGAAGAUCCGGUAUGUCCUGUGUAUUAAAAACUCAUUUUUCACUACAUCACACGGUGUAUUGCUCAGUAGAUGAUAUACAAUUUGUAACACCUUACACAUCUCCAGAAGCUUUUGCUCCCAAAUGCCUCAAAUGCCUCAAACCUGACUUAUCUUUUCCGCAUCAUGUAGCUCGAAGAAGGUGAGGUUGACAUCAGAAGAGGGCGAGAAUUUCGCAACUGUCUACGCAAGGAAAUACAGGAGGAGAAGAAAUUAGCGAAAGAGUAGAAGGCGAGAACAUGAUGUCUAACGUGAGUCUAGUGAGCUGUACAUAUUCAGGGAUGUUCAAGAUCUGUACAGUAUGCUCAGGACACUGAUCUUGUAAAUUUUCUAUUUCAGUUAUCCUCGCAAAUGAUGGUUCGAAAACCUUACUUUUCAAAGCAUUUAUCCGAGCUAAUCAUGUCCUCUUGAACAUCGAAACAUUUCAUACGUCUAAGGCAUAUAAUUCAAUGAUAUUGGUUGACCAGGUCUUCUGCAUGCAUGCUUU